UUAUGGCGAACUUUGCAAAAUCGAAAGUGAAACAUUUGAAACGCUGAUCCAAAUGGGAAAGUAUUUCUGUGGUGUAGAAGGAGGUGCUUCUUUUUCUAAAGUGGUAUUAGUAAAUGAGGAUGGAAAAGUUCUUUGUUGGGAAGAUGGACCAUCAACUAAUCAUCUACUUGUAGGACUUGAAGAAUGUCAGAGAAGGAUAUAUGUUAUGGUAGAUAAACUUAAAGAGAAAGCUGGAAUUGGGAAAGAUACAAAACUUGAUGGAAUGGGCUUAGCUUUGAGUGGUUGUGAACAAGAAGAAAGUAACAGACAGUUUGAGAAAUCAUUAUUGAAAAAUUAUCCUCUUUUAUCAACUUCUUGUGCAGUUGUUAGUGAUACUGUUGGUUCCAUAUUGACAGUUAAUCCAAAUGGUGGUGUUUGUUUAAUUGCUGGAACAGGCUCCAAUUUACUGGUUCUAAAUCCUGAUGGAACAACAGCUCGUUGUGGAGGCUGGGGACAUUUGUUAGGUGAUGAAGCUUCAGGAUUUUGGAUUUCACAGAAAGCAGUUAAAACUAUAUUUGAUACUGAAGAUAAUUUUAACCCUUCAUCAUAUGAUAUAUCUGUUGUGAAAAGAAUUGUAUUGGAUCAUUUCCAGGUUGAAGAUAAAUUUGGUCUCUUAGAACAUUGUUAUGUAAAUUUUAGUAAAACAUUUUUUGCUGGUCUUUGUGCCAAACUUGCAAAAGUUGCAAUAGAAGAUGAGGAUCCUUUGUGUUGCUUUUUAUUUAAUGAAGCAGGAAAAGCACUUGGAAAACAUCUCAUUGCUGUACUUCCACAGAUCCAUCGAAGUUUAUUAACAGAAAAAGGUGGGCUUCCUAUUUUGUGUGUUGGUUCUGUCUUUAAGAGUUGGAAACUUUUACAAGAAGGAUUUCACUCAGCUCUUGAUGGAAAACUUCAGGAAUUCACUCUUCUCCAAUUAACUGAAUCAUCUGCUCUUGGUGCUGCAUAUUUAGGAGCAAAAGCCACAGGUUACGAUCUUCCUUUGAAGUUUAAGGAUCAUUAUAGAAUCCGUUAUCAUUUUAAAAAUUGAUUAUGUACAGUAAUUUUUUUUGUACAUUUUUAUUAUAUUUUGAAAUUUAUUUGUAUACAGAAUGUAUCAUUAUUAUUUGUAAUAUAACAUGUAUAAUUUUCAAGAAGUUUUAAGAAAUGUAAGGAAAAGAAAUGUUUUGUUUUCAGCAAGUACUGAGAGUCUCAGACUAGUGCCUUUUUUUUAAGGUCAUACCAUAUACAAAUUAUGUAAAUUGAAAACCUGAAUGCAAUAAACACACAAAUCAUGUAAAAAAAAUGUUAGUGUCUAGAAAUCAAAGUAUAUUAUUAUUUAUACCUUAGUAGUACUGUGAUGUAAUAUUACAUGAAAUAUCUUUCAUUUUUGGAAUUGGGGAAGAAAAAUACAAUAAGAUUUGCUAUAAAAAAAAGGAAAAAAAAAGGCACAAACCACAUGUCAAUAACACAUCUGCUGUAGAAUACAAAGAAUGAAAUGUCAAAUGUGGACAGUUUGUGGCCUGAACUAGAUUCAAAUUUAUUUGGAAAUAUUUAAAAAAUAAUAAAAUGAUUUAUGAAACAUUAUUAUUAACAGUAACAGUGUCCUCCUAUUCAGGGAAGGCUUUUAAUUUUAUUGUCUUAUGUAUUGUCCCCUUCAUAAAAAGCUAUCCUAUUCUUUCCUGUAAAAUAGUUCUUUGUCUCAACUGAUCUUGCCAUUUUUAUGUCUUAGCUACAUCUAGACUUUAAUUUUAGUAUAUUGACAUAUUAAUAAAAAAUACACACCACACCCUUUGUGGGUGAGACUGGGGCUAACAUUAGAUUUUCAAAUGGGACUUAUCAAUUUUUUUUUGUACUUGUUAUUUUUCAAUAAAGAAUCUAAAAUUUUAUUCUAAACAAUUAUUUAAUUAAUGUUAAUUUAAAACGUUUUUAGUAUCUUUGAAAAAUAAUACUUAUAAACUGUUAUAUGCUAUGUUAUGGCAGAGAUCCAUGUUUCUCAAACAUUCUUUGCAUGCUGGACGUUUAGCUGUUGAGAAUAAACCAGUUACUAUUGGAAGCUGAAAAUUGAAUGCAACAACCUGCGAUUACAUCUACUUGUUAGAAUUUGUCAUGGAUCGCUGUCAAUGCAAUCUGAAAAUAAACAACCAUUUAGGUGUUGUUUUGACAAUACUGACUACAGAUUAUGGACCAGAUAGCCGAUUCCCAUAGACUCGAUGGUAGUUGGUCUUAGGAUUAUAGUGCCCUCACCGGUAACAGGCAGAAAGAACUAGUUAAUUUAAUUCUAUUAAUUAAUUUUAAAAAUAGAAUGUUUAUUGAAUUUGAAGACUAAUUUGAACUGAUACAUUUUAAAAAGAUCUGAUAAACUAAUUGUAUUUUUUUAAAUAAUUUUAUUUUUUAUACAAUGUAAUAAUUUUGAUUUUGUAAGGGUGGAUAGCAAAAACAAGCAAAACAGUAUACAGUAUUUAAUUUGAAAAUCAUAUGUGAGGGAGAUAUCAGUACAUUAUUUUCUGUUAAUAGACUAAGUAGAUGAUAUUGUUAAUACUAAUUGACUUUAAUAAAAUUAAAUGUCAUAUCUUUAAUUUGUCCAUUUCUAUUAUUAAAUAAAUUACAUAUUUAUAAUUGAUAUUUUGAUAUAUUUAGGAUUUCAAGAUUUGGUAAAAUUAUGUUUUAAUUAUGAAUAAUAAAAGUUUAUAAUAAUUUUAAAAAGGAUAUUUUUAAAAUCAAGAUGGCAGAUUCCAAAUCAUUCAUAUUAACAGAAUAUAUAUACCUACCUUAUAUACUUGAAAACUUAAAUAAGACAAAGGAUUAUGUCCAGUCAAAUAUUGUGUGAGGAUCAUCUUCACCACAUGAACUAUCCAAACAAAAUGAAUGGUUUUGCCUGUUACUGGUAAGGGUGCUAUGAACACUAAGAGUCAGAUAUCUGCCCAUAAUCUAUGAUGUGCCUCAAAUUUUUCUUGUCACUUAUUGUAAUAAUAUUUGAUGGUAAACUGCAGUCUGAAUAAGUCACAAGAAACAUUUCAGGAAAUGGCUAAAUUAAUGAUUUUUUUUUUAAAGUAGCAUUAUUAUAAAAAUGAAUACUUUUGUUCUUGCUUUCUCAUUCUUUUUUACUAUUUCCGUUGUCUUUGUGGAUGCAGUCAUUUUUGUUUACGAGCACUCACACGCCCGUAAUUCGCAAUGUCAAUUAGUUGUAGUGGACUCGUACAUUUUGUUGUAAAAAAAAGGGCGACUUGCUUUCUACACAAGAACAGCAGGAACAACAGAGAGAUCUGCAUUUUUUCUCACACUUUUGAUAUGGUUAGUGACAAAUACACAAGUCCAGCAACCCACUAGAAUUUCUAAAAAAAAUGGACUAGUGCAUUUCUUACAGUCAGGUCUUCAAUUAUGUAUUAAGUUUUGUAUUACACUACAACACAGUAUUAAUAAAGAUAUGAUUUAAA
Centruroides sculpturatus (bark scorpion) is the source of this 3449-nucleotide messenger RNA. RefSeq names its product N-acetyl-D-glucosamine kinase-like. The transcript is spliced from 10 exons. Lineage: Eukaryota; Metazoa; Arthropoda; Arachnida; Scorpiones; Buthidae. Gene Ontology annotation, molecular function: N-acetylglucosamine kinase activity. The coding region runs from base 53 to 1063 and encodes 336 amino acids. The record is from RefSeq and is a predicted model, not a curated record.